Trachymyrmex septentrionalis is the source of this 458-nucleotide messenger RNA. RefSeq lists its product as uncharacterized. The transcript has 2 exons. The record is from RefSeq and is a predicted model, not a curated record. The coding region runs from base 93 to 416 and encodes 107 amino acids. Lineage: Eukaryota; Metazoa; Arthropoda; Insecta; Hymenoptera; Formicidae.
UUUCAUAAUCGAGAAACAAGUACCUCAAUGACGACGUUAAUAUAUACUAAAAAAUAUUUAAUUAUUUGCAUAUUAUUAAAGUCUUUAAAUCAAUGUGUGUGUGCACUUCAAAAGCAGACACUACGGCGCAAAAUUGCAAAAUUAUAUAUUUUGUACGAUAUUGCAAUGAAAGAAAACAACGACAAUUUUGGGUGCGAUCUAUAUUUAAUACUGAAAGAAAAUUACAACAAGGAGCAAGCGAUAAUCUUAUUAAGGAAAUGUUGGCCGAAGACAUGGAAAAAGUUGGACAUAAUACAAUUUCAAAAAUAAUAUCCGAGACCUGCGAAGCUAUUUGGAAAUGUCUAAAGGAUUCAGUUUUUCCCAAGGAUGAUAAAGAAAGUUGGAAAACUGUAGCUGACGAAUUUGAACGUUUGUGAAACUUUCCAAAUUGUAUAGGGCCAUUGAUGGAAAGCAUGUUC